Messenger RNA from Rhineura floridana, 3072 nucleotides. RefSeq names its product E3 ubiquitin-protein ligase TRIM56-like. Bases 28 to 2238 code for a protein of 736 amino acids. Gene Ontology annotation, cellular component: nucleoplasm; chromatin. Gene Ontology annotation, molecular function: zinc ion binding; ubiquitin-protein transferase activity. NCBI's taxonomy places the organism in Eukaryota, Metazoa, Chordata, Lepidosauria, Squamata, Rhineuridae. The record is from RefSeq and is a predicted model, not a curated record. Gene Ontology annotation, biological process: positive regulation of DNA-templated transcription. The transcript is spliced from 2 exons.
CAUCUGUUGCGCUUCUAACAGCGUAAAAUGGAGACUAAACCAAACAGGAAACCGGAGGACAUGAAUUACUCUCUUCCUCCGCUCUUUGCGCUCACUAAGAACAGAGAGAUGGAGCGGCUUCCGGAAAUGACGUCACGGGACGAAAGCCGCGUGGUACUCGGUAGAAGGACGGCUUGCCUAGAGGAAGGCGUGCCAGACAAGAACAUGGCAACCCAGAGUUCGAUGUCACUGCAAGAUUUGAUUCGGGAAGAUUUUUUGACUUGCAAAAUCUGCUAUGACUUGUAUGUGGUACCCAAAAUCUUACCAUGCCUGCAUAGCUAUUGCCAGAGGUGCCUCGAGCUCCUGGUGGAAAAUGGGACCAUACAGUGUCCCGAGUGCCGUCUGCAGACGGAAGUCCCGGGAGGUUCUGCUAGUUUGAAGACCAAUUUCUUCAUCAAUGGUCUACUGGAGUUGUUCCAGAUGAAGCACAACAAGGACCUAGAGUGCACAGUUUGCUCUAAUGCUCAGAAAGUUGUGGCUGCCACUGCCCAUUGCCUGGAUUGCAAAGAUUUCUUGUGCCAAAUGUGUUCCCAGGGCCAUUGCUGCUCCUGCCUCACUCUGCACCAUAAGGUGGUGAACCUGGAAGACUUCCUUGCUGGGCAUUACGACACUGAGGUGAGAUUCUUGCAGGAACUGUGGUGCCAAGGUCACCCACAGGAGGCUCUCCGUUUCUUCUGCGACACCUGCAGUGUGCCAAUCUGCAGGGAUUGUCGCAUGCUGGACCAUUUCCAGCACAAAGUGAUCUCCAUGUCUAGCGCAGUGCAGCGGGAACGGCCCUCUGUGGAGCAGCUGAUCAAGAGCCUGCAGGGAACGAUUACCGGCAUCUCUGAACAAGAGAAAACUGUGGAGGAGACAGUGGACAAACUAAAAGCGGAAGGAGAAAACGUCAAGGAGAAAAUCUGCAAGUAUGUGGACGAUAUCACUACUUACAUCUUUGCCCAGAAGGAGUCUGCUUUGGCAAAACUGAAUGUCUUCCUAAAUGAACAGCUGGAAGGAUUUUGUUUAGUACAGAAGGAGCUGCAGAGUCAGAAGGACAAAGCAGUGAGCACUCAGGAGUUUUCUCAGCGUAUCCUCUUUGUAGGGAAGGAUUAUGAGAUACUCCACCUGGAAGGAAUGAUCAGGAACAGAGUCAAGGAGCUUCAGGCAUAUGAGCUGCCGGAACUCCCAAGCCAGAUCCCAGAACUGGCUAUUGCCUGGGAUGAGCCCCAGCAACUCUCUGAAACACCACUUUUCAGUUUUGUCUUUCCUGGAGAGCAACCCAGAAGAGAUGUGCAGCAGUUGGAGCCAGGCAGCGAGUCAUUCACGUCUCUUGGCGAGGAGAGUGGGGAAGUUACAGACACUCUUUCUGAUUCUGAUGAAGACUCCUCCACAAGUGUGUCUGACUUCCACUCUAAAAGCUCCUCCUCCACUGGUUGCAGGAUAAGAGCAGAGUAUACUUACAGCUUUGAACUGGAUCCACCCCACUCCAAGCAAAAGCCCAAUAUUACUGGGAUUUCUGUUGUGCCUCACAGUGGCCAAAUUGUCCUUUUGGAUCAGGCAAAUGAUGAGAUAAAGCAGUAUAGCUCCAGCGGCCAUUUCCAGGGAGUGAUUCAUUUGCCUUUAUCGAAUUCUGUCUUCUGUGGUAUCUCUGUGUGUGGAAAGAUCCUGGCCUGUUCCUCAGAGACUCAUCUUUUUUUCCUGACUCUUGAUGGAUGGUUCAUACAUAAACUGCAGAUGAGGGGUUCCGAGUCGUCCUAUCCCCUUGCCUCGUACCGGGACUCUUACGUGGCUGUUAGUGAGGGAACUCUCUGUUCUGUCUCAUUGUACAACCCAUCGGGCAUGUGUGUUGGCAGAGUCCAGCCAGAUAACUAUCAUGGAGGGAAAUUCCUGUUCAUUGCUGUAAACAGCUGGGAGGAGUUUGUUGUCUCAGACUUCAUUAAAAAACAGAUUGUUAUCAUGGAGAAAUCUGGACUGGUUCUGAGUGUGCUGAAGCCCUCGACUUCACUGCUCACCAAGCCAUUCAGUGUCUGUGUCGAUGAAGAUAGGAACAUUUUUGUGGUUGAUCAGUUCAAAGUGAUACAAUUCUCAUCAGAUGAUGAGACUGGGAAGGUGGUGCUGAAUGACCAGAGUCAGGUGAGAAGACCUAGAGUCCUGGCCAUUGAUAAUGAGAACCUCAUUUUAGUGAGGGAAGAUGGAAGCACUGAUGUCUAUUGCCUAUAGUUUGCUAUAGCUCAUCAGAGUAUGAAUCAAGUGCCUAAUUCUGAGCCUCUUGCUGGCAAGAAGCCAGAGAAGACUGUUGCGUUAACUAGAUAUUGAGAUGGGCUUCAGCCUUUACUAGAGCCAGAUCACACUCUGGGUAAGAAAUGCUGCUAUGUUAAGAUGAAUGUGCAUUGCUGAAGCCUUCGUGCUGCUGCUAGAUAGAACCUGACUUGUGAAUAAUGGCAGUAGAGCAGGAUCUUCCCUGUGCCUUUAAACUACGCUUUGCAUUCACAGAACUGCUCUGAUCUUGUUACCUCCAGAGUGUGCUGCUCCAGUCCAAGAGCCCAUGACGAGAAGUAGCUUGUCUCUUCUGUAGAACCAGCAUUCCCUACUUAUCUGAUGGUGGUGGUGGUCGUGGAAAAUCUUAUGGAGCACUAGGAAGCUUGGUCUUUGUUCAGUGAGCAAUAGACUAGCUAUUCCUUUUCCAGUUGAAUGUGUAGAUUCAAGACUCAGAGCUGGUGCUGACGAGUUCUCAGCCCUGGCUUUAUAUUUACAAAGACUAUGUAGGCUUAUAACAUUCCACUUUCUGCUGCUAUGGACCAGGAGCAACUGUGUCUUGCCAUCAGUUUGCUUUGUUUGGCAAUGUAAUAGAGCAAUGUGGCUUCUGGUUUAAUUUGAACUAACCUUGAUGGUGAGGGCAUGUGUACAAACAUUUGUUUUCUUUGAACACAAACAUGCAUUCAAUGUUUUUUUUUUUGGAAAUGUAGAUGUGCAUUUGCAUGCACCUACAUCUCCCCACAAGCAUUUAAUGAUCUUGCAUGGUCCCUGGAUACCCAUAAAGUUGUUAAUUCUGCC